This is a messenger RNA of Prorocentrum cordatum, 1501 nucleotides long. The record is from the annotation of a GenBank genome assembly. NCBI's taxonomy places the organism in Eukaryota, Dinophyceae, Prorocentrales, Prorocentraceae.
GACGGACGGCAAGAAGCUGCCGCAGUUCCAGAAGGUCAAGGCCGUUGGCGAGGAGCUCAUUGCAACAUGGGCAGACGAGUACUCGUUCACGGUGCCUGGCGUGACGGCGCCGAUUGGCGGCCGCAAGUCUGUCGGCAAUGGCAUCCUCGGGCGCUGGACGCACCGCGGCAAGGACGGCGGCGAGGUGAAGCUCGUGUACGUGAAGCACAUCAACAGGGGCGAGUGGUACCAGAUCACCCACGGUUCCAAGCAGAUCCUCGAGCUGAAGGCCUACGCGCCAGAGUUUGAUGCGAGGGCGAAGGAGGAGGCGCUGAAGUGGGCGGCCGCCUACGCGAGCUUGGAGAAAGACGUCGCCGACAUCAAGUUGCUGAAGAUUGAAUUCCUGAAAGUGUACGGGUCCGAGAACUGCCAGGUUCGGAGACAUGCCGUGACUGCUGCAAAGGACCUUGGUGACACCGAGCCGCCAGCGCAGACGCCCGUGACGACGGGCAAAGCCAAAGGCAAAGCGAAGGGCAAAGCCAAGGCCAAGUCCGUGCUCAAGAGGCCAGCAGCUGCGAAGCGUCCCCCGAUGAAGCGCAGGAAGAAGAAAUCGUCUGACGACGAGUCGGAUGACGAGGACGAGGAUGCCGAGGAUGACGAGCUCGACUCAGAGGGCGAGCUCGACUCCGAUGACGAGGAGGACGAUGACGAAGGUGAGCCUGAAGACGCAGCUGGCCAAGACGAGGACCCUGCCGAGCCCACGGAUGUCGCCGACAAGAAGCCAGCGGUGGCCACAUCCGCAAAGGCUGCCGCGAGCAAGAGGCCAGCAGCUGCGACACUCGACAAGCCAUCGUCCAAGCAGCGGAAGGCGGAGCAACAUUCGCAGGAUGAGGAGGAUCCGCCUGUGGACGAGGCCAAGAAGAUGCCCGAGGCCAAGACGACGUCCGAGGGCAAUGACCUGCACCGCGUGCCGAAGUCCAAGGGCGCCAGCGAGCACUCCACGGACUCCCAGAAGGCCGACAAGCGCGGCGUCGCCAUUGUCGAGCAGGCCAUCAUGGAGACCAAGGACGUGCCGCACGACCACAAGAAGGGCCAGUGCCAGUUCUUCGACGAGACUGAGCUGCUCCCCAACGGCCGCAACUCGGCCGACCCCAACGAAGUGCUGGUGAUGGAGCGGCUGACUGAGAUUUUCGACUCGAGUGAGUUCAGAGACAUGCUCGGCCAGAAGGGCCACAGUGACCUCGAGACGGAAAUGCAAUCAUUAGCGGGAGAUAUAGACAAAGAUGGGCACCUCAGGGACCCAUCCAAGUGGGGCAUCAGCAUCCUUGCCGACGGCAACAAAUCAGAUGAUAACAAAUCCACGGUUGAGCCUGGGGACGACGGUAAAUCUAUCAAGCGCAGGAAGCCAGGCAAACUUGACAUCGAGUCAGAGUUCAAAUUCUGGCAGGACAUCGCUUCAGGGGGGUGGGAUGUGCCAACGGAUUCGAAAAAGAGUGCUCGUGCGAGGAAGACCCAUCGUUAA